AAAUGCAAAGCUAGAUAUAGGCUCGCAAGAAAAAAAAGAUGGCUAAAAUAGGUAAGUUAGUCCGUGAAGUUGAAAUCAAAAGUGAUAUUAAUUUGGUCUAUGAAAUCUACAAGCACAAACCAAACAACUCUGCGGUCAUCGCCCCUGAUAAGGUUCAAGGUUGUGAUUUAGUUUCUGGUCAAUGGGGUGCGCCUGGAUCUGUCAUUCUCUGGCGCUUCAUCCAUGAUGGAAAAGUGGAAAGUGCAAAAGAAAUAGUUGAAGAAGUUGAUGACGAAUUACACAAAAUUGUGUUCAAGGUGAUUGAAGGAGGAGUGUUGGAGGUGUAUAAUCCCUUAAUCAUCACGAUUAAUGUUGAAGAUAUGGGCCAUAAGAAGUUGGUUAUCUGGACUAUGGAGUUCGAGAAGGUGAAUGCAAAUAUACCUGAUCCAACACCAUAUUUAGACUUGCUUUGUGCUGUGGUCGGAGAUAUGGAUGCUUAUUUUCUCAAGCGGCCAUGAUGGUAACAAUAAAAGAACCACAACCUGAUGAUGAUAGUCAUACCGUAGGAGAAUCCACUACCAGAGAAUAUUUUGUGUUACUGAAGUACCGAAGUGAAGAUGUCAACCAGAGUUUGUAUUUUCUUUUGUCAACCGCAAUUGGAAGCUGAAACGCAGAGGUUAUUAACGCAUGAAGACUAGUUUACUACGCUACUGGCUUAACUGGUUAGCUUGGUAUUAUCUUGUGAAUAUUAGAUGGUCGCUGCAAUAAGUAGUUUAAUAGUUUUUAUUUCAAUAUGUAACUUUCUGGGACUCUAUAAAUAGAGGAUCCCUCUUCAUGUAAUAAAAUACACAUUCACGAUAUUUUUGAACUAUUAUUGCAAUACAAAGAUCAUUCAUCUC
Lactuca sativa (garden lettuce) is the source of this 878-nucleotide messenger RNA. Its product is annotated as kirola. The record is from RefSeq and is a predicted model, not a curated record. NCBI's taxonomy places the organism in Eukaryota, Viridiplantae, Streptophyta, Magnoliopsida, Asterales, Asteraceae. Gene Ontology annotation, biological process: defense response.